Messenger RNA from Spirometra erinaceieuropaei, 1499 nucleotides. Lineage: Eukaryota; Metazoa; Platyhelminthes; Cestoda; Diphyllobothriidea; Diphyllobothriidae. The record is from the annotation of a GenBank genome assembly.
AUGUCACCGUUCCAUGAAAACCCUCAAAAUACCCUCCCAAAUAAAGUAUCGAAACCUGUUCGCUGUUUACAAGCACCUCCAAAUGCUGCGGUGGGUCGCGCUCAGCCUACUCAGAAGAUUGGAACUUAUGUGUUGGAGAAGACCAUCGGUAAAGGAAACUUUUCGGUAGUAAAACUGGCGAGGCACACUAUUACACAGAUUAAGGUAGGAAAGACUAUUUGGAUUUAUGUCGUUCGCUAGGUGGCAAUCAAAAUCAUCGACAAAACAAGACUUUCCAGCGAAAAUUUGGAAAAGGCUCAGCGAGAGGUGGAGAUAUUAAAAACGAUUCAGCAUCCGAACAUAAUCAAGCUGUAUCAAGUCAUGCAAACGGCCAAACUUUUAUGCAUUGUUACGGAGUAUCUUCCAAAUGGCGAACUAUUUGGUGAGUCCCAACGUUGUUGCCCUUGUAUAUCUUACCUGUCUGGCAAUAUUAUAUCCACCUGACUGAUUUCCUAUUUCAAUUAAUAAGUCGGAGACGUUGUACCAACUCUUCCCUAUGGACUGUUCGUUUGUCCAUAAUCAGUUCACCUACACUUAUCCGACCAAAUAAAUUUAGUUAAGUUGAACGUUAGUAAGAGCGGUAAUACCUGUUUUAUGCUAAAAUCCAACAUGCCACGUCUGACUUAUUCACUCUGUUACUCUACCCUACUGUAUAUCAUUGUCAAAAUUUAAAUUGCUUACGUUAAGGCUCACUGAGGCUUACGCUCUUCCAGUGUUUACCGGGAAAUGAACAUAUGGCCAUAUGUGAUGCCUCCUGACCCUCUGUUUGCAACUUGCUGUAACUUUAAAACGGCUUUUACGCAACCCUGGAGCGAUCGUUUUUAACACAAGGGGGCGUCGUAGUCUGAUCUAUCACCUUAUUUCGCGAUGUCAACAAAAUUAGAUUGUAGCUUGUCACAGGUUUUAAAACUUAAUUCCACAACUGCUAGCUCUGCUCGCGGCUUUAACGGCAGCUUCUGCUCUUGUCGACCUGUGAACCCAGUUGAAUAGCGGUAGAAAAUGUAAUCAGGCUCCUUUUGUUGGGUAGCUGGCACACUGCUAAUGGCGAAGAAUGGCCCUCAUGGGCCCAUGACUCGAUUUCUCCUUUUUCGUUCCACAACUCAGCUUAAAGGAUAAUGCGUUUCCCUUUAUUUAAUAGCCGCUCGGGAUAGUUUUUUUUCAACCGUCAGUGGAAGUAACCACAGUUUGCAAAGGCAUAGCGGUGCAAAAACGUUGUCGUAGUUUGUCUUCUGUCAGUCUGACGCGAUAGUGUUCUCAUUAUGUUAUUUUACAUUUUUUUAGAAUACAUCGCUAAUAACGGUCGUCUUACGGAGCAAGUAGCGCGGUACAAGUUUGCCGAAAUUUUAUCCGCCGUUGAGCACUGCCAUCGAAAUAAUAUUGUCCAUCGGGACUUAAAGGCUGAAAACGUGCUUCUUGACCAGUCAAUGACCGUAAAGCUUGCAGGCAUGUUCACGUUUUAA